CUAAGACUCAGAAGCGCUGAGCAGCGGGGGGGUGGGGGGGAGAGAGGGAGGGAGAAACAGAGAGAGAGAGAGAGAUGCACCCCCAGAAACCUGGAGAAGCAGCUUGGCUUUAAUACCGAACCUAUAAAGGCAGGAGGACAAGAAGCAGGACCACACCUGGGGAAAGUCAGGAUUCCCGCCAUGAACAGAACCACCUUCCUCCACUUUUUCAUUGAGGAUUGGGAUGCCAACUGCAGCCUCUUGGAUGCCCUGCAGGAGAGCUUUGAGGGUCCUUCCUGCCGGGCCACCAUGGACCAGAUUGGGACCUGCUGGCCACGGAGCAGCGCCGGGGAUCUGGUGGAGAGACCUUGCCCCGAGUUUGUCAACGGAGUCAAGUACAACACCACUCGAAAUGCAUAUCGAGAAUGCAUGGAAAAUGGGACAUGGGCUUUCAAAGUUAAUUACACGCAGUGUGAACCGAUUCUCGACGAAGAGACCAAGCCUGCUCUUCAUUACAAGGUGGCCAUGAUUAUCAACUACCUGGGGCAUUGCAUCUCCAUUGGAGCUCUUAUCGUGGCCUUCUUAUUGUUCCUCUGCUUGCGGAGUAUCCGAUGCCUCCGCAACAUUAUCCACUGGAACUUGAUCACGACGUUUAUCGUGAGGAAUAUGAUGUGGUUCGUGCUACAAACAAUUGACCACAAUAUUCACGAGAGCAAUGAGCUUUGGUGUCGGUGCAUCACAACCAUCUUCAACUACUUCGUGGUGACCAAUUUCUUCUGGAUGUUUGUGGAAGGCUGCUACCUCCACACGGCCAUUGUGAUGACGUACUCGACAGACAAGCUGAAGAAAUGGAUUUUUCUCUUCAUCGGCUGGUGUAUUCCUUGCCCCAUUAUCAUUGUCUGGGCUGUCUGCAAGCUUUAUUAUGAAAAUGAGCAAUGCUGGUUUGGAAAAGAACCGGGGAAAUAUAUAGAUUACAUCUAUCAAGGACCAGUGAUUCUUGUUCUGCUGAUCAAUUUUGUGUUCCUGUUUAACAUAGUUAGGAUUCUAAUGACGAAACUGAGAGCUUCAACCACCUCGGAAACUAUUCAAUACAGGAAGGCAGUCAAAGCAACAUUAGUCCUCCUGCCGCUUCUGGGAAUUACCUACAUGCUGUUUUUUGUCAACCCAGGAGAAGAUGACAUAUCCCAGAUCUUUUUCAUCUACUUCAAUUCCUUCUUGCAGUCUUUUCAGGGUUUUUUUGUGUCUGUGUUUUACUGCUUCUUAAACAGUGAGGUGCGUUCUGCAGCUCGAAAAAGGUGGCACCGUUGGCAGGACCAUCACUCCCUCCGGGUACGCGUGGCCCGUGCCAUGUCCAUGCCCACCUCUCCAACCAGGAUUAGCUUUCACAGUAUAAAACAAACUGCAGCUGUGUGAACAAGCCCAAAGCCCCUUGAUCUGCCUGGAACAGUGUUUCUCAACCUUGGUCGCUGUAAGACAAAUGGACUUCAAUUCCCAGAAUUCCCCAGCCAGCAUAAAAGCUGAAGUUCACUCAAGAUGGCUGGAGUAUUCUGGGAUUUGAAGUCCACCAAUCCCUGCUGGGGAACUCUGAGAGCUGAAGUCCAUCCAAGCUGGCUGAGGGAUUCUGGGAAUUGAAGUCCACCCACACUAACUGAGGGAUUCUGGGAGUUGAAGUCCACCCAAACUGGCUGGGGGAUUCUGGGAAUUGAAGUCCACAUGUCUUAAAGUUUCCAAGGUUGAGAACCACUAGUCUGGUGAGAGCUAUUUUCCCUUGUAGUUUUCUCCCCUCCCUUCUGGAACUAUAUUUCCGUCCCAUUUUUAAUUCCCAAAAAAGAAACUUGGGUUUAUUUCUCCAGAAAAAAACUCUUUGCUUUGAUACAAUGCUCUUCUUUUCAGAGGAACUGCAGUUCGUUUUUUUUAAUGGGGGCAGUGGGAAGAAGCAGAAUUGGAAAGGAAUAUCAGCAAGGAACCUUCCCUUGUUGUCCAAAAUCCUAAUUCUUUGGCUGGAAAGAAUGACCAAGUGAGACACUGCAAGGAGAGAAUGUGUAGCUGGUGUCAAAAAGUCGAGAUGGCAGCUAGGAAAAUGCAAUUGCCUCUUUUUAAAAACCACCAUUUAUUUUUGAUUUAUAUCUUUGUUAUGCAACUCAAGGCACCCUAGCAUCCCUUCCUCUGAUUUCCCCUACAACAACAAUCUUGUGAGGUAGGCUGAGUUGAGAGGGAGGGAGUGGCACAAAGUCACCCAGCCAGCUUUCGAGCCUAAGGCGGGACUAGAACUCACUGUCUCCUGAUGAUUGGUCCAAAGUCACCUGGCUGGUUUUGUGCCUAGGGCAGAACUGGAAUUCACAGCCUUCCAAUUUCUAGGCCAGCUGUAACCAUUACAUCAAACUCUCUGUUCAACUUUUCCCUUCCCCCCACUAGCCUUUCAAAAAGAACUAAUAAAAAGUAUUUAUUUAUAUAAUAUUUAUGAUAUAGAUUUUCUCCCUUCUGUUUAAUCACUUUGUUGAGUCCAUUUUUACAAAAAUAAAAAUAAAAACACAUAAUAAGGUGAUUCCCAGAGACUGCCUGGAAAUCCCUGCAGUUUUCUUAGUAAAGUUUUUCAGAAGUGGUUUGCCAUUGUCUCCUUUAUAGGGCUGAGAGAGUGACUGGCUCAAGCUUACCCAGCUGGCUUUGUGCAUAAAGCAAAACUAGAACUCACUGUCUUCUAGUUUUUAGCCCGGUGCCUUUAAACAGUGCACCAGUCUGGCUCUCCAAUUGGCACUUCCCUUCUAUAUUUUUCAGGAAAUCGUUUUGUUUUUUUCCUCCUGGAUUUGAUGCAGCCUCUAUUGAUUGCUUUGUGCUUUUAUUCGCCCGGACUAAAUACAGAUUUAACAUGCAGAAUCUGCCAAUCUUGGGCCCAAAGGAACAGAUAAAUAAAUAUAUUUUAUUCUAUUUUUUAUGAAUAAAGAAUCCGUGUCUCUAGUUUCACAGAGCAGGGAAAUCUAUUCUUCAGAAGGCUCCAAUACAUAUUUACUCAAAAGUAAAAGAAGAAGAAAAAAAAAAUGACGGGGAAUUAAAUUUGUCAUUUUUAGGAUGAUAAAAGAACAGCCAUUUCUUUCUUCUUUUUUUUUAGUGAGCAUCAGAGAUUAGAUUUAUAGAUUUUGCUAAAAUGUGGUUUAUGUUCAUAACAGCCUGCUAAUAGAAAAGCUAGAAAGAUUACACAAUGGCUUUGCCUAAUGUUUAAUUAAAUAUACGUAUAUAUGUAUAUAUAUAUAUUUAUAAAUUCUAGAGGGGAGUUUUUGCAACUUUCUUGGCAAUAGAAUUGAAGUAGCUUGCUAUGGUUUUCCACUUUAGCCCAUACAGGUAAUCCUCUACUUAUGACCACUUGUUUAGUGACUAUUCGAAGUUACAACAGUUCUGGGGGGAAAAUGUUAUUUACAAUCAGUUCCUACACUUACAACCGUCACAGCCAGUGUCAUCAUCAGAAUUUGGCCACUGAGCAAAAAGCAUGUAUUUAUGAUCGGUUUAGUGUUAUGAGAUCUCACAAUCACCAUUUCUGACUUUCCCAGCAGGGCUUCUGAUGAGCAGAGUCAAUGGGGGAAGCCAAAUCCUCUUAACAAACAUAUCAUUUACUUAACAACCGGGGGGGGGGGACAUAAAAUUGGACAUGACUCACUUAACAACCAUCUUGUUUAGUGACAAGUUUCAGCCCCAAUUUUGGUCAUAAGUCAAGGACUACCUGUACCUCUUGGUUUCCCUGAUGGUGUGUUUCUGAAAUUUUAACUGAACUCUCUCUAGCUUGGUUUCUAUAAUUGUUUGAAUUUAGUUAAAUCUAUGCUGAAUCCAGUUUUAACUUCUAACGGGAUGCAGAAUAACAGAAGAAGAGAAUUGGAAGGGAAUUUGGAGAUCUUUUAGUCCAACCCCCUGUUCAAGCAGGAAAUCCUUUAUAAUUUUAUAUAAGUGGUUGUCCAAUCUCUUCUUGAAAAUUUCCAGUGUUGGAGCACCCACAACUUCUGGAGGCAAGCUGGUUCCACUGGUUAAUUGUUCUCACUGUUAGGAAGUUUCUCCUUAGUUCUAGGCUGCUUCUCUCUUUGAUUAGUUUCCAACCGUUGCUUCUUCUCCUGCCUUCUGGUGCUUGCAAAAAAAAACCCUUGCAAACACACAUGGAUGCUGCUGAGAUUGCUGUGAUUGUUGGUUUGUUUUGUUGUUGCUUGGAGUUACACUCCUGCCAUCUUUUUUGUAUAAUAGAGUGUUUUUGAGUUACUGUAGGGGACAUGAUUAGCCCUUAAGAAGGCCUUGUUUUGGUCAGACGGACCUAUUUUGAAAGUUCAUGCAUCAGUUUGUAAACGCCUGUUUGUGAACAGGGAAUCCAGUGUGAGAGAGUUUUGCUGUGAUGCUUGUGUAAAAUAAUUGUCUAGGUUUUUUUUUGUAGGGGUUGUGACAUUAUUUGAGACCAGCCAAAGAAAAAAUUGAGUCAGAUGACUUAAGAAGCAUUGAUGUAGGGGCUAAAAAAGUCAACAUGAGGAUGCAAUCUCAUAAUAUAAACCAGGGGUCUCCAAACUUGGCAAUUUUAAGACUUGUGAACUUCAGCUCCCAGAAUUCCUCAGCCAACAUGGCUGACUGAGGAAUUCUGGGAAAUGAAGUCCAUAAGUCUUAAAGUUGCCAUGUUUAGAGAUCCUUCAUAUAAGCUUUAGCCAUCGGCCAUUUUGACUUUUCUGACCCCCACUUUUCCUAUGUAGGUGACCCUAUUUUUUAGGAAGUAUUAGCAGUCUUGAAAUAGAAAGGUAGAUUUCUAAAAACAUCUGCUUUUUCAAUAUUUCUUGAUUCUGUGUGGACAAAACAUAGUUGAGCUUCAGUGAGGGUGAUUUAUAAGGACAUCCAUUUCCACCUUUAGAAACAAGGUUUUUAGGCUAGACUGCAAAUUUGUCUGAAUAAACUAUGUUAGUGUAUAACAGCCAAAAUUCAAAAGGAAUCUGAUUGCCCUUUUUUCAGCUAACGUUUUAUUCAAAGGCAGAAGCUUUCAUCAGAUGCAUAGUGUGGUGGUUGAUAUUUCUCAAACUUAAGAUGAAUGGACUUCAAUUCCCAGAAUUCAAUUCCCCUUCCCAUGGGUGAUUGGGGAAGAUGAAGGCCACACAUGCAGACUCGGGAAUUCUGGGGGUUGGAGUCCUUGCAUGCUGGCUGGGGAAUUCUGGGAACUGAAGUCCACACAUCUUUAAAUUGCCUCGUUUGAAAACACUGGACUAGUUUGAGGUGAAAUUUAAAAUGAGAUGGAAAGGGGAAGGAGAAAACCUGUAGCCUGUAACAGAGUCAUUGCUCUGGUUUUUGAACCCCAGCCUCAAAAAUUACAGUUUUGUUUUAUAAAGGGAAACUUUGUAUUAAAAAUGUAUUCAAAAUGAAGGAAACGAUGAACUUGGUUCCAAAAGUUGUGUUACACUGGAAUGAUCUAGUUAGGCUCUCCAAGAAUUUUUAUGUGAUGUUGAAAUAAAAGUGUAAAUAUUUUCAAAAAUAAACACUUCUACAUUUCUGGA
This is a messenger RNA of Pantherophis guttatus, 5480 nucleotides long. RefSeq names its product corticotropin releasing hormone receptor 2 (gene CRHR2). Gene Ontology annotation, biological process: cell surface receptor signaling pathway; long-term synaptic potentiation; adenylate cyclase-modulating G protein-coupled receptor signaling pathway. NCBI's taxonomy places the organism in Eukaryota, Metazoa, Chordata, Lepidosauria, Squamata, Colubridae. Gene Ontology annotation, cellular component: axon terminus; plasma membrane; dendrite. The record is from RefSeq and is a predicted model, not a curated record. Gene Ontology annotation, molecular function: peptide hormone binding; G protein-coupled peptide receptor activity; corticotrophin-releasing factor receptor activity.